GCCGGACGGAUCGUGCGGUGUGCAGUGAUGUCCGCGUCCGCGCCCCACGCCCACGGGCGCACCCCCGUGCGGCGCAGGGGGCACCAACACCACCCGCGGUUGAGGGGCGACCGCGUACCCGCCCCCGGGGCCUCCACAAACACGACUCCGUCCAAACAAGUGACCUUAGACACUCAAAUAGACGAUGUUGUGCCUUGUGUCAAUAGUGUUAGUGAAUCUCAAGAACUGACAAGGACGAAUAGUGACGACGCACUUUCGAAUCGAAAUACAAUCGAGGACUCGAAUAUUGAUGAUGAGAUUGAGUUUGAUGUUAGAAUUAUUGGUGCAGAAUCGAAUGGAAGCUCGGAUGAUGAAUUUUCGUUUAAGGAAGAAAGGUCCGCGGGUGACGGAGCCGAAAUGACUGUAAUUGCGUCCGAUAUUUCGGAUGAUGAUCCAGAAACCGCGGAACUUGCAAAACUUAGAUGUACAAGUGAAUGUACAGAAGUCUUGGCGGCUAGAGAAAACCGUCGCAGAAGGAGAUGCGCCGAUUAUCCUGGUCUCGCUUUCGGGAGUUCCAUAUUUUCUUCAGAUACAAUGAUGAAAUUCUCGAUAAUUAAAAAUGAGUUGCAGAAUAUAAAGAAUACGGCAUUGAAAAGGGCCGAAUCCGAAGUGGCUGCACUCAACCGUCGUAUCCAACUCUUGGAAGAAGACCUUGAAAGGUCAGAAGAGCGUCUCGCGACAGCCACAGCUAAAUUGGCUGAGGCCAGCCAGGCUGCAGAUGAGUCCGAACGAAUACGCAAGGCGUUGGAGAACAGAACCAACAUGGAGGACGAUCGCGUCGCCAUCUUGGAAGCCCAGCUGUCUCAAGCGAAACUCAUCGCCGAGGAAUCGGAUAAGAAAUACGAAGAGGUGGCGCGUAAGCUGGUCCUCAUGGAGCAGGAUCUCGAGAGGGCAGAGGAACGCGCUGAGCAGAGCGACUGCAAAAUCGUGGAGCUUGAGGAAGAACUCCGUGUUGUUGGUAACAACCUGAAAUCCCUGGAAGUCUCCGAGGAGAAGGCGACGCAAAGAGAAGAAACGUACGAAGGUCAAGUUAAAAUCCUCAGUGCACAGCUGAAAGAGGCUGAAGCGCGCGCCGAAUUUGCCGAGCGCUCCGUUCAGAAACUCCAAAAGGAGGUCGACAGGCUUGAAGACGACCUGGUGGCCGAGCGCGAAAAGAGCAAACUCCUGCAAGAGGAGAUGGAGGCCACGCUCCACGACAUCCAGAACAUGUGAACACCGACCCCCCACCUCCCCGCCACGUCCCCCGCUCGAAUCAUCGACCCCCAAACUUACGAACUUUACUCUCCAUCUUUUUUUAUAGUACAAGGUAACUGCGAACUAGCUGCCCAUAAAAUUCUGCACGAAGUUAAAAUGUUGCAGACAGUGUUGCCAGACAAUGUUUUCAAUUCUUAAUUCCUUAAUCUAUAAAUUGGUGGUGAUUCGAGCGAGCGACUAGAUGUUUCUAGGUUUAGAGUAAUUGCCAGCCGCUUUUUUUUUAUUUUUUAUUGUCAAGGAGUGAUUGCUACGACUACACUGCCAUGUGCAAUUUUUCGUUUGGAACGCAGAUAAUAUUUAUAUAGCAUUUAGAAAGUCAUUUUGCUAAUUUUAUCUGUAUUUUGAUGGAAUUCAUUUCGACGGUUGAAGGCAAUUUGCUUUUCCACAACAUUCCAAUAAGUGGACCAAUAUGCGAUUUAUAUUAUUUUUUACUUAUUUAUAUUAUAUGGUAUGUUAAGAAAACUGCGGCUCAGUAUUCGUAUAUUCAAUUUAUGUCGUGUCCCCAUUUAAAUUUUUUGACAUUUAUAAAAUUAAUUAUCACUAAUAGAAAUGCACUGUUUGCUAUUUACUAUGAAUUCUUUUAUUUACUAUGAUAUAAGAGAUUAAAUAUUUUUAUUUAAAUGAGUGUCGGUAACGCGUAUUUCUAUUUUUGUAAGAUAUGGUACGAACUUCUUUGAUAUUCUGCUUCCGAGUAUGAUUCUUUACUUGUGUCAUAAUUUGAGUUCUUUUCUUAUUUAUUUAAUUUAAAUGCUAGGUAAUAUAAUCUAGUACUUCAUGUAAGAGUGCUGUACAAGUACAGUUUUAUAGCGCUGGCAAUAAUUCUCCCUAAAGUCCUAAGACUAGGGUUGUAGCUAUGAUAAAUAAAAAUCGAUAUUUAUUCCGAUGUUACAAAAUUUUACCUGAUAUCGAAUAAGAUUAUUCGAUGAUGGCAACAUUAGUGAAUUACAAACAGCGUAUGGCAAUAAUUAAUCUAUAAAAUAACUUCCUAUUACCGUCUCAUAUAAUUUAGCAUGCAUAAAAAGUAUUUUUUAAAUAAAAAAAUAUUGCUUUUAUAAAAUUAAAUCAACUUAAAAAAAAUCACGAAGUCAACAGAAUUAAAUGACAUCGGAAAUAAAUAUCGAUAUUUUCAUAAGUCCAACAUCCCUAAUUGUGACUGCAUAGAAUUCGAUAGAACGGACAAAUCCGUGUGCUAUGUCUUACACAUUUAUUAUGAAACGAAAAAAAAAAUCGAUCAAUCGAGAUGAAUCCGUCUUAAGAUGUUAUACACCUAGAUAAGUUCGUGAAGAAAAAUAAAUUAAUGAUUUUAAGAAUAUUCUAACACAAGUGUUUAUAAAUAUAUAAUAUUAUUAUUUUU
Molecule: messenger RNA, 2647 nt
Organism: Papilio xuthus (Asian swallowtail)
Lineage: Eukaryota; Metazoa; Arthropoda; Insecta; Lepidoptera; Papilionidae
Gene: Tm1
Product: tropomyosin 1
Exons: 8
Coding region: 28-1251 (407 amino acids)
Source: RefSeq, a predicted model, not a curated record